AUGUCCUACAAACGCCCGCGCGCGACCUCACCCUCUGGGUCUCAAAAGCGCCCUCGAGGUGUAGGCGCAACCCCCAGCACAAUCACGUUGGGCACGGAACUGCCUCCGGACGAGGAUGGCGACGACGGAGCCUUUGUCCCUGUCUGGAAGCAAACCGUGACGGACGAGCGCGGCCGCAGAAGGCUCCACGGCGCAUUCACGGGCGGGUUUAGUGCAGGAUAUUUCAAUACAGUUGGAUCUAAAGAAGGAUGGGCGCCGAAAGCCUUUGUUUCCUCGCGAGCGAACCGCAACAAGGAUACCGCACAACGUGCCGAGGAUUUCAUGGAUGAGGAGGACAAGGCUGAAGCUGCGGAAUCCCGGGAGCUCGAGACGGCGCAAUCCUUUGCGACGAUCGGACGUGUCGGAGACCAUCAAAAUGAUGCUCUUUUCGGCCUCUUCGUGACCGAGGAGGAGACGAUGGGCGUCAAGAUUGCUCAGAAGAUGGGGUGGCGGCGAGAUCAAGGUGUAGGCCGAAAGGUCCGCCGAACGGCACGCUCAGACGAUACCUCGGGGGCAGCAGCCCACAUGUUUGCGCCGAACGACUCUCGCAUGAUGUCUGCUGCUCGGGAAGAGGUCAAUCGCAAGGGUUUGGGGUAUCAGUCAGAGGCGCGUCUCGGAGCGACAGAUGAGAAGGAGCCUAAAGAUCGACCCAUGCUUGCUCUCCCGUUCUUGGAAGAUCGCUCAAAACCGAAAGUGCCUAAGAAGGCCGCGCCGAAGAAGUCAUCCUUCGGAGUCGGCAUUCUAAACGAUACAGGCUCUGACGAUGAAGAUCCGUAUGAGCUCGGCCCAAAGAUCACGUUCAACAAGUCUCUAGGCAAGGACAAGAAACCCAAGAAACCAAGCAAGUUCGCCAAAACAGCUGCAGCCGAAGGCAUCGUUUUCAAACCAAAGAAAACGUCUGGAGAAAUAACUGGAAGCCCACGGUUGUCGCACGAUGGGAAGCCCCCUCUGCCAGGAUUUGUUCUAGCUACACAAGUCAUCGAUUUGACAAGCAAAAAGAGAUAUCCACUACCUAAGAUACCUCCCGGCUGGAAAUCCGCGAAAUCUACCGCCCAGCCGGCAGACUCCCAAAGCUACCAGUCGGUCCCUGAUGCCGCGAAGUCUUCUACCCUAGAUGCGAAAGCUCGAGCAUCACUACUAGGCGAAACGCUUCUUCCUGGAAAAUCCGUUUUUGACUUCAUCCCAAAGGACGUCCGAGACCGACUUGCAACAAUGACUGGCAAAGUCAAUCUUCCGCAGGGGCGAGGCGAAGGUGCUCCCGAGGGAUAUCAAGAUUCCAACAGCACAAAGCCGAAAGACCUGUGGACCUUCGUACCCAUCCUCGACAAGAGCACUGCAGCCGCCGCCCUAGCCAAAGGCGCAACCGGCUGGAUGCCAUACGCAGAAGACCCCAACAAACGCGCCCGCUACGUGAGUUGCCUAGAACUCCGCGCCGGACUCAGACACGACCUCCCAGAGCGCGCCGAAAACAUGUCCGUCUCUGAGUGGGCCAAAGAGCUCCAGGAGUUCGCCCACGCUGCAGAAGUCUUCAAACCGACAACAGGCAUCAUGGCCUCGCGCUUUACGUCCUCAACUUCAACCAGCCUACCAGGCAGCGGAAGUAACACCCCGAACGAAAACCUUCUCUCGAAGCCGACACCCAAGCCGGAAGACCCAGCUGAACAGGCUGCAAAGCUAGGCAUGUACGGCCCUAUGACGCGCACUAGCUUCCCCUUCCAUCCAUCGCGUCUUCUGUGCAAGCGCUUUAACGUGAAGCCUCCCGCCAUGCCUCCCGCCGCUGAUGCAGACGCUGACGGCGCUGGCUUCAAGGGCAAAACAGAGGAAGCCGUGUCGAAGUCUGCUCUAGAUAAGAUGAUGCACGAGGUCUUGAGCAAGGGUGCGCCCGCGCUGCAAAGGCCCGCGUGGAUGGGCGCGGCGCCUCAAGAAACUCUCUCGGGGUCUCCGGUCACUGCGGCGGAGCCGGAUGGAGGCCAUGCGACCGUUGAUGUAGAGAAAAACGAUGCUUUGGUGCAAGAGCGCGCACCGGAAGAUUUGUUCAAGGCUAUCUUUGGUGAGGAUGACGACGAUGAAUGA
Molecule: messenger RNA, 2112 nt
Organism: Didymosphaeria variabile
Lineage: Eukaryota; Fungi; Ascomycota; Dothideomycetes; Pleosporales; Didymosphaeriaceae
Exons: 2
Coding region: 1-2112 (703 amino acids)
Biological process (GO): mRNA processing
Cellular component (GO): nucleus
Molecular function (GO): RNA binding
Source: RefSeq, a predicted model, not a curated record